GCCCUGGGCGGAGUUGCUGGGUUUAAAGAGCCGGAACCCACCUGGAUUCAACACAGCCCCAGCAGCCUCUCCAAACCUGCCUUUUGCACCUGGCUCGCAGCCCUGCCCUGAAGCUGUAUCAUGAAGAGAGUGACCCGGACCCUUCUCCUCACAUUGGCAGGCCUGCCUGCCUUGGAAGCCAAUGAUCUGGUCGAUAAAGACAGUCCCUUCUAUUAUGACUGGGAAAGCCUGCAGCUGGGUGGGAUGAUUGUUGGAGGGCUCCUGUGCAUCGCUGGAAUCUUGAUAGCCCUGAGUGGAAAAUGCAAAUGCAAGUACAAUAAGAAGCACAGCCUCUUACCUGAGAGGGCCACUCCACUCAUCACUCCAGGUGAGACGGGCUUCUUUGGCUUCUUUGAGAGGCUUCCAGGCACUCAGGGAGGGUGGCCAUAGUAUUUGAGUUGUUAAAUGUUAUGCCAUGUGUAAGGCAGGACUGUCCUGAGCCAGCCCAGCCUUGGGGUCUCCGAAGGCUGAGGGGGUUGUCUUGUAGUGACCAGGUCUAUGAGGAC
Panthera uncia (snow leopard) is the source of this 545-nucleotide messenger RNA. It is a transcript of the gene FXYD4, whose product is annotated as FXYD domain containing ion transport regulator 4. Gene Ontology annotation, cellular component: membrane. The record is from RefSeq and is a predicted model, not a curated record. The transcript has 7 exons. Gene Ontology annotation, molecular function: sodium channel regulator activity. Gene Ontology annotation, biological process: regulation of sodium ion transmembrane transporter activity; potassium ion transmembrane transport. Lineage: Eukaryota; Metazoa; Chordata; Mammalia; Carnivora; Felidae. The coding region runs from base 121 to 429 and encodes 102 amino acids.